AUAUUCACCACGUAUCAUAAAAUUUCUGAAUUGAGAACGAGGGAAGGGUGGUGACUGGUGUAGUUGUGUGAGCCAUUGAGCAUCGGCCUUCUUAGAGAAUAAUAUAACCCCAUUGUUUAUACUAUACUAUAAACUAUUCUCCUGACCUCACCGGAAAGACAAAAUUUAUGGAGCUUCUCCCGCCGAUUCUCCCAACCUCUACCCCUUCUACCAUCAAACCCCCCCCCCUUUCUCCGCCUCCUCUCUCUCUCUCUCUCUCUCUCUCUUUCUCUCUCACUCUCAGAGCGACAGUCACAGAAACUGUGAUCGUCUAAGUUGGGAAUCAGUAGCGAAGCAAGUAAAAAUGAUAGCUCCAACUCCGGUUUCUCUAUGUUGUGCUCUGCUUCUCUGCUUGCCUCUCACGAUAGUAUUUACAAUCACCAGUCCGAUAGUCACCACCAUCGUCACCAUCACCCACUACGACAGCUAUAAAGACCCAGCAAGAAAUUUCGUCCCGAUCAGCAACAAUAAGAAGAAAUUUGAUAUCAAACACAGAAGCGUUGUCUGGCCACCACCGUCACUAUCCCCGCCGCCCUCGCCUUUGCAACCACCACUUCCAGAAGAUGACGAAUCCCUCUUCCGCCUCGCUGCCAGAGUGAACCCAAAACCACAACCCCUUGGCACACCAAAGAAACUAGCUUUCAUGUUUCUCACCACCACACCUCUCCCCUUCGCCCCACUUUGGGAACUUUUCUUUAAUCAAACUAGGACAAAGAAGCUCUUCAACAUCUACAUCCACGCUGACCCAUCGUUCCAUUACGAUCCACCCUUCUCCGGGACCUUCGCCGGCCGAGACAUCCACUCCAAACCUACCCAACGGUUCACCCCAUCGCUUGUCUCAGCCGCCCGUCGCCUCCUCGCCCACGCCCUCCUCGACGAUCCUUCCAAUGCCAUGUUCCCACUCCUCUCAGCCUCCUGUAUCCCUCUCCAUUCCUUCAAUUUCACAUACGAUACCCUAAUCCGAUCGAAGAAGAGCUUCAUCGAGAUCCUCAGCAGCGAACCGGGCGCCUAUGGCCGAUACAUCGCGCGUGGAGAGGACGCUAUGUUCCCCGAAGUACCUUUCGAGGACUUCCGAAUCGGGUCCCAGUUCUUCGUCUUGACACGUCGACACGCGAGGCUUGUUGUGAAGGACGAACUGCUUUGGUCCAAGUUCAAGCUACCAUGUGUGCAGUGGGACACGUGCUAUCCAGAGGAAAACUAUUUACCGACACUGCUGAGCAUGAUGGACCGUCGUGGGUGCGUACCUGCUACACUAACCCACGUUGAUUGGACGAACCAAUCAGAUGGUCACCCACGCAAGUACGAGGCUUCCGAAGUGAGGCCAGGACUGAUCGUCUCCCUUAGAGGUGAUAGGCCCAGAUACGGUGACGAUGGAGGCGGGUUCGGGAACGUCACUAGUUCGUCACUGUCUAAACGGCACGAUCCAUUCCUAUUUGCCAGGAAGUUUUCUCCGGAGUCUCUCCAGCCGUUGAUGAGAAUAGCAGACGAUGUCAUCUUCCAUGACUGAUUUAGGUGGAAUAUUGUAAAUUUUAUAAUUUUCUUUUUUCUUUUUGGGAAAGUAAAUUUUGUAAAUUUAAGAGAAGGAAAGUAAUCAAAUCGUUGAUUCGUGACUUGGGUUCAA
Messenger RNA from Macadamia integrifolia, 1660 nucleotides. Its product is annotated as glycosyltransferase BC10-like. Bases 344 to 1546 code for a protein of 400 amino acids. Gene Ontology annotation, molecular function: glycosyltransferase activity. Lineage: Eukaryota; Viridiplantae; Streptophyta; Magnoliopsida; Proteales; Proteaceae. The record is from RefSeq and is a predicted model, not a curated record. The transcript has a single exon. Gene Ontology annotation, cellular component: membrane.